CCUCCAAAACAUCCCCUUCCCCAGCGAGUCAUCCAUCCUCCAACACCCGACAGAAGAAAACAAACAAUACACACAAUGCCUGCCGACACUGUAGGAAAGACUAUUACGUGCAAGGCCGCCGUUGCCUGGGAAGCCGGCAAGGACUUGUCCAUCGAGGACAUUGAGGUCGCCCCGCCCAAGGCCCACGAGGUCCGCAUCGAAAUCUACUACACCGGUGUCUGCCAUACCGACGCCUACACGCUCUCUGGGAAAGACCCCGAGGGUGCUUUCCCCAUUGUCCUGGGCCAUGAGGGCGCCGGUAUUGUCGAGUCCGUCGGCGAGGGCGUCACCAACGUGAAGCCUGGCGACCACGUCGUUGCCCUCUACACCCCCGAAUGCCGCGAAUGCAAGUUCUGCAAGUCCGGAAAGACGAACCUCUGCGGCAAGAUCCGCGCAACCCAAGGCAAAGGCGUCAUGCCCGACGGCACCUCGCGCUUCAAGGCCAAGGGCAAGGAUCUCCUCCACUUCAUGGGCACCUCCACCUUCUCCCAAUACACCGUCGUCGCAGACAUUUCCGUCGUCGCCAUCACCGACAAAGCCCCCAUGGACCGCACCUGCCUGCUCGGCUGCGGCAUCACCACCGGCUACGGCGCAGCCGUCAUCACUGCCGGCAAAGACGGAAUCGAGGAGGGCGCCAACGUUGCCGUCUUCGGCGCCGGAUGCGUGGGUCUCAGCGUGAUUCAGGGCGCCGUCAAGAACAAGGCCUCGCGUAUCAUCGUCGUCGACGUCAACGACACAAAGGAAGAGUGGAGCAAGAAGUUUGGUGCGACCGACUUUGUCAACCCCACCAAGCUCGGCUCCCAGAGCAUCCAGGAGAAGCUGAUUGAGAUGACGGACGGUGGAUGCGACUACACGUUCGACUGCACCGGCAACGUCAACGUGAUGCGUGCUGCGCUCGAGGCGUGUCACAAGGGUUGGGGAGAGAGUAUCGUCAUUGGUGUUGCGGCUGCCGGUCAGGAGAUCAGCACACGGCCCUUCCAACUCGUAACCGGCCGCGUCUGGAAAGGCUGCGCGUUCGGCGGCGUCAAGGGCCGCACCCAGCUCCCCGGUCUCGUCGCGGAUUACAUGAAUGGCGAUCUCAAGGUCGAUGAAUUCAUCACGCACCGUCAACCGCUGGAUAAAAUCAACCAGGCAUUCGGCGAUAUGAAGGCCGGCGAUUGUAUAAGGUGUGUCGUCAACAUGCGCGAGUGAGUGUUUUGCACGGAUCGACGAGUGAGAAGGGUUUUCCUUGUUUGAAUGGCUGGACACGGCGAGAUUGGGAAUCUGCGUAUGCGCUCUCCUUGUCUUUUUUUUUCGAUGAAGCGAGAUAGCGAAAUGGAAAAGAGAUGGGAGAAGGGAUCCUCCGCUCGGGACCUCUAGAUUCAAAUCAGUCUUGUCUUGUCUGUUUCUCUGUCUAUAUAAGUCCAGUCCAGGCACUCUUCCUUAUUUACCUCAACUCGAACAUAUGUAAACGUUUUUUUUUUUGAAAGAAUCAUCGCAAGGUACAGGUCCAGUGUUGCCGUUUUUCUUUUAGGGUUAUGGUUGAUGAGUUUCUCUUUUUCUGAGUACCUUGUUCACCCCCAUCCUAUUCCUCCUAGCUCUCCCCACCCACCGGCGUCAUUCUCUCCUACUCUUAGUCUCCCCCUCCCUCUCCCCUUCCCCUUGAUAUUUAGUUACAGCUCUAUUACGUGCUAGUAAAUAGAUAAAUUAAGUACAUAUAUAACUGCUUUAGUGCUUGGCUCAGCACGUAAAACUCUAGAAUUAUUAUUGUUAUUGUCACCGUCGCAACAUCUUAUUUUAUUUGAUUCUAGUUAUACAUAUUAGAACUACAUAGCUAGGUUAGGUUAGGUAUUGCAGCUGACGUAAUAACGUGGGUGGAAGGAAGGAAGAGGAGUGUGGGUAUAUAAACCCCGCCUUUUUCCCUCUUAUUUCUUUUGUUCUUCUUCUCUAUAAUGCACUGCGGUGUGGAGUGAGGAUGAUAGAGGGGGAUAUAACUACAAGUCGAAAAAGAAGGACAUGGUGGUAGUGGGUGGAGUGUGUUUAUGCUUCUAAAGCGAGCGUUUUUUAAUCUGAUUUGAUUUAGUAAGGAAGAGGGUAGUGGUGGUGGUGAUGAUGAUGAUGAUGAUGUGUCUGCUAUAUUAUUGCUAUUGCAAGAAUUCAGUUUAGCAUCUAGAUAACUU
Periconia digitata is the source of this 2198-nucleotide messenger RNA. NCBI's taxonomy places the organism in Eukaryota, Fungi, Ascomycota, Dothideomycetes, Pleosporales, Periconiaceae. The record is from the annotation of a GenBank genome assembly.